AACUUUCGUCGGCAUCUCUUUCAGUUUUCUCGUUGUUCUCCGGUCGGGUUAAACAUGCAACGUAACACGCGUCCGAACGCAGUACCGGGUUUUGUUGCGUCGAGUUAUCGCCAAUAAUCGAGUAUUAUCAUUUUUUCAUUCUCACCCUCGAGUCGAGUUACUAUUGUAAUAUUUUUUUUUCAUUUAAACGAGUUCGCAAGUGGAUUUUUUUUUUCAAACGAGUUUGACGAUUUUUUUUCAUUUAAAUUUUUAUAGUGAAAUUUUCAUCGGAAUUUUUUUUCACCUUUACUCGUGUCUUUAAUAAUUUAUUGUACUCGAUCGUGAUUAAAUCGACUGGAAAAUUUCACAAGUGAUCGCGGUGAUUAAACGUACAUUUUGUAUUAUCAGUUCGACAUCUGUUUACAUCACAAACCAACACACGUGUUUCUCCAUAUAGUAUUUUCACAUCCGCAAGUUUUACGUUCGAUCCUCGACAAAUUCUGCAUAUCAGAUGAUAAGACAAAUGAAACCUCUCUAAUGAAGUGUUACAGGAGCACUCAGCAUGAACGGUUGACGGCGGUAGUAGAAGCAGAAGUGGCGGAGGACGUAUUAAGACCAUCAAAAGGAACCUUAUUGGACGCGGAGGUGCGGAGGGCAUUGGCAACAACAACAACAUCAUCAUCCACAUCCACAUCGACAGUAGCACGAGCUGUAGCAGCUGCAGCAUUGGCAGCAGCAUUAAUAGUAAAAGAAGGGACACCGAUAUUGUAUACUGGUUAUAGUAGUGAAACUAGGACGACUGGUACAGUACAUAGAAGCAGAAGGGGGACCCUCCUAUCAUCCAUUCUACAACCAGAGGAGCGGCGGUGCGGCGAUAAAGAAACAGCAGCCGGCGGAUCGUAACCCCUACCAAAAAAAAAGACGCCAGGGAGAGCUGAAAAGAAAUCCCCCUCGGCCAAUCGGAUCGCAGCUUCCUUAUGAUGUCAUCAGAAGAGGACGUUACAGUGGACUCUUUCGGUUUACUAAAGAAAACCAAACGUUCCAGACAACGCGUGGACGCCGGCGAACCGCGUAACAGUUACUCGUCUAUACCGAAUUUCAGUUCGCGACCGAAUUUAUUAAAUAGCGGCAUAUACGGCGCGUUUUUCGCCGCCCAAGCUCAAAAUCACCAUAAUUUCGGCUCUUCUGCCGGCUCAGCUGCCGCAGCCGGAGCCGCCGCGUAUUUUAAUCAAGUACAGGGCUUCGGCCCGACCAAAAUGCUAAACGAGUUGUUGAGUCGUCGAGUGAAAACGAUCGCGGACGGUGCAGACGCGAUGAUGACGAUCGACGUAGCCGCCAACGACGUAUCGACCAUCUCCGGUAGUGCUUACGAUUGUCUCAACAACAGCCAAUCACCUGUUAGCAGAGUCAGCAGUACGUUGAACGGUGGAGGUGGAGGUGGAGGUAAUAGUUCUCCAGUCGCAGUCGGAGAUAUGGCUCAACACAUGCUACGCAACAUACUAUCCGGCAAAAGGAAAGAGAUCUAUGCUUUGGAGCAAGAGCUGCGAGGCGUUUCAGGUGCCAAUAAUAAUAAUAAUAAUUCCAGUAGCAAUAAUAAUAAUCUCGAGUCGAUCGUCGAUUGCAACAAUACGAGUAGUGAAAAUUCUUCCGUCGCGAAUUCCGCUGCCGUCGCCGCAGCUGCCGCAGCCGCCGUCGUAGCCGCGUUAAACAAUAAUAAUAAUUCGUCGUCGAAUAAUAAUAAUAAUAAUUCUUCGUGUAAUAAUAAUAAUAACAAUAAUAAUGACGUGAAAAUCGCGAAUUUAACAAACGGUUCUGGUGACCGAAACAGUGUCGGUGGUAAUAUCAGUGACGAAAAUUGUGCUAGUGACCGUUCCAAAGGCGCAGGCGAUGAACCUUUAACCAACGGUGACGUCAUUGCCGAAGACAUGGAUACGAGCGAAGCUGACGAUAGAGCUUCAUCUGCAGCAGCCAACGCAGCAGCAGCCACCGAGGUAAGCCCUUUAUCGGGUCAAAAUAACCCUAACGAUAGUCUGGUAGACAAACUGAAUCUGAAUCAUCGUCAAGUUGUCGACAAUAACGACGACAGCUCAGCCUCCGAGCAUUCGGUUUCAUCCUCCGAAUCUGCAGCUUCGAAUAAAGAAGACGCCGACGAAUCGAACGAAUGCUCUUCUUACCCCAAAACCGAGCAACAAGUCGAGUUGAAACGUGCCCGAGUCGAGAACAUAGUCUCAUCUAUGCGAUCCAGCCCCCUACCUGUACCAGUGAACGGCUGCAAGAAGAGGAAGCUUUACCAUCCUCAGCAGCACGAUAACAGUGUAGCUGAAAGAUACGCAGCCAGCUUGAACGAGGUGGCCGAUGCUCUGAGCGAAGACGAAGAUGAAAAUCUCAGUCCAGCCGAGAUCAGGCAAAAAGUGGUGGAGAAAAAUGCUCUGAAAAAUCAACUCAGAACCAUGCAAGAGCAAUUGGCCGAAAUGCAGCAAAAAUACGUCCAGUUGUGUACCAGAAUGGAUCAGGAUUCGGUCGAUGCGAUGGAACAAGACGCAGAUCUACCCAAUCCUAAAUCCGAAAUGGAGCAAGAUGAGACAGCCAGUGAUGCUGAUCACGAGGACGAUGAAGACGACGAUAACAGCAGUGUACCUGCUUCACCGACGACGAGUAAGCAUAAUACUCCAGCACCUACUCCAGUGCCUCAUCAGCAGCAAAAAGAUCACACCAAUCCGGGCUCCUCGUUUCCCACAGUUUCGACUCCAGUCACCCAAUCCACCAUGUCUCCAGCUAUCAGUAAAAUGCUCGGCAAUAAGUUCUUGCCCCAGAACCCUGCAGCAAGUGUACCUCACAUGAACUCGCAUCCAUUCCCCAUACAUCCGAAUUUCAACGGAGCUCUAUCGUUUCUACAACAUCAGAUGUUCCAAGAUCCUCACAAUGCUCAGAAUCAUCUGCAACCUCAUCAUCAUCAUCACCCUCAUCACCCCCCUCAUCCACAUUCGAUGCUGAGUAACGCAGCAGCCAUGUAUUUAGGCGUAGGGCACAAGCUGUUCAUGGAGCAGGAGGCUCGUAUGGCUGAGAAAGUAGCCUUAGCAGCGGCCGCAGCCGAACACCAGCAACAGCAGCAGCAGAUUAGUAGAGAUAUCCAGCACACCACCAGGCAAACCCCCAUCAGUGGUGCUGACAACGCUCACUCUACAUCUCAAUCAGCCUCCAGGAUGGAACCAUCGUCGCCGAAUCGUUCCCACCACAACCAUCGUGACCAGCAGCUCCAGCCCCCUCAGCAAUCACAGCAGCAGCAAAAUGAGCAAUCUCCGAAAGCUCUGCAUCAUCAGUCCGAUGUGGCUCAGCACAGAUCACGUAGCGAGUUCGCUGACAGAUUACAGAUGCUGAAAUCGAACUCGAGUCGAGAUAAUUUCGAUUUCGAAGGCCUGGCCGAAGCUCUGAAAUCAGAGAUAUCUUCUACGUUAUCUAAUCUCAUAGAUACCAUAAUGACGAGAUUCCUGCAGCAGAAAAAACUAUCGAGUAAAUCGUCCGAGGCUGUAUUGGCAGCCGAGCAGCUCAACAAAGACUUGCUCAUGGCUUCCCAACUCAUCGAUCGUAAAUCACCUCGUACCAAAGUCAUCGAUCGAGGCAAUUGCAUUUCAUCCAGCGAUAAAAACAACUCAUCUUACUCGUCCAACACCUUCAACUCAUCUUCGGGCACUCCGAAUAAAACCAGCAACUCGAGCGCCGCAGCUGCAGCAGCCGCAGCCGCAGCAGCUAGCCAAGCAGCUCAAAAUUUUGCCAACUCGAAUCCGGAGAAUAACAUAAACGUGAUGAAUUUACCCCAAAGACCAACCGGUCUCAGCUCCAACCUGUUCGGACCACCGAAAAUGGGCUCGGGGAUGAAUUCAGCCGCAGCUGCAGCAGCUGCCCUCUACUCGUCGAUGAACAGUCUGAGUAACUCGCACAUGGGUUCGUUCGGUUUGCCUGAUUUGAGAGGCUCGGCCGAUGGCCCAGUACCAGAACAGCACGAAGCUCUGAGUUUAGUCGUACCUCAGAAAAAGAAACGUCAUAAGGUGACCGAUACUCGAAUAACUCCACGAACAGUGAGUCGAAUCUUGGCCCAAGAUGGUAUGGGCUGUCCUCCUUCUACUCUGCUCGACUCGCCCAGCAAAUACGGCGGAAUGCUGCCAUCGACCAACGGCUCAGCCGACUCGCCUCCCCCUCGCUCGUUCCAUAUUCCGGCUUCGGCUCCAAUGUUACCAGUUUCAUUGCCCACCUCGGUGGCUAUACCAAAUCCGGGCCUGCACGAAUCCCAAGUGUACUCGCCCUACAGCCCGUUCUACGGCCAGCAUCCGGGACCUCAUCACAUUCCAUCCUCAAGUCCGCCUGGAAUGUCAGACCAGCUGAGAGAUUCGCCUCCUCUGCCUCAUCAUUCGUCGUUAUUCCAUCCGGCUGCUUUUAUGGUCGCAGCUCAGCAGCAGCAACAGCAGCAGCAUUUGCAAAGGGGUAAUUCGCCCGAUUACGUGAGGUCCAACUCGGGUAUGGGUGGAGGUGAUAGUCUGGAUCGAGGAUCCGAUUGCAAUUCCAUGGAUGGUGCCGCUUACGACGGAAUGACGCCUACAUCGUCAACUCUGAGCCCGAUGCACCUGCGUAAAGCCAAGCUGAUGUUCUUCUGGGUUCGAUAUCCGAGUUCGGCUGUUCUCAAGAUGUACUUCCCGGACAUCAAGUUCAACAAGAAUAAUACCGCUCAGCUAGUCAAAUGGUUUUCUAAUUUUAGAGAAUUUUAUUACAUUCAAAUGGAAAAAUACGCCAGACAGGCGAUCAGCGAAGGGAUCAAGAAUGCUGAUGAUCUGCAUGUCAGCAUCGAUUGUGAUAUUUACAGAGUACUGAAUCUUCACUAUAAUAGGAAUAAUCAUAUCGAGGUACCAACCAACUUCAGAUAUGUAGUGGAGCAAACGCUACGCGAAUUUUUCAAAGCUAUCCAGACUGGCAAAGACCAAGAGCAGUCGUGGAAGAAAUCCAUUUACAAAGUGAUCUCCCGAUUAGACGAUCCAGUGCCGGAGAAUUUCAAAACUCCGCAUUUUUUAGAACAGCUAGAAUGACUAGAGUGAUAGGGAUGAAUUUAUAAUUGUAAAAAAUUAUCACGUGUUUAUGCUUCUAUAAAUAUUAUUGUGUAUAUAAUGUUACCAAGGUAUCGUUCCCUUCUGCCAUUCUUUCGUACGUACGUAAUUUUUUUUUUUUCGUAUUGAAUAUUGAAAUAUUCUUAUAUGUAUGUAGUAUGUAUCAGUACAGAAUUUUUUAUCGUCGUCAUCUUCAUCAUCUGAACGAAGAACACCUUCGAGAUGUUAUGAUUUUUUGUUACGAUGUGUGUGUUGUGGCUUUCUAUGUGCCUGAUUAUUUAAAGUAUAUUUUUUUUCUCAUGUUACCCAUUGAUGAAAGUGAAAGCGUUUGGAACGCUUUUUAAAAUUUAUUAAGUUUUUUUUUUCUUUGAGUAUUGCGAAGAUGAUAUUUUUUUUCUCGACAUUUGCCACAUAAACAUGAUGUAAUCGGGUCUUAUAACUUGAAAUUGCACUUCAGUUGACUUUUUAUUUACCUACCUAUCUAUUUUUUUUAAUAGGUAGUUGACAGAUUAAAAAUUAUUAGAUUAAUGUAUUUUUUUAGUAUUCGAGAUUCAAAUUACUGCACUGGUGGCUCGAAAUGUUUCGUGUGAGGUGAUUUUCAAUAUAAACUGGAAACAGUUUUCAUUUGAAAAAUUAUAAUCAUCUCAUAUGAAGAUGAAGAAACCAGUCCACUAAUUUGAAAUCACAUUUAAUUUGAUUUUGUUCUCAUUUCGAUGAUUUUUUUUCGAAUAAUGUUUCGAAGCAUCUUAAAACGCUCUGUGUUUUCUUCGAAGCAUUAUUCGAUACAAAUCAUUCGAUUCAUUACCCCCUUACGUUCGCCUACUGCCCUUAAAUGAAUACAGAAUUCACCCCAAAGUUUUUUUAUUCGUCUCUGAAGUGCAAAAAAUCAAAUAGAUACACAAAACACAGGUUCCAAAACAAUAAAAAAAUAUUCCUAAAUCUAGUAUUAAAUCAAAUAAGUACUGAUAUAUGAAUCUUGUGAGUACAACUUGCUGUUACAUUUCGCCUUCGAUGAACUUUCCUCAUAUAAAUAGAUUAUUCUGUUAAUUAUUGUUCGGUUCUCGCGUUACUUUUUUUUCUCUUGUACCAUAAUGUAUGUUUUAUAAAACGAAUUUUUUGCUGUAAAUAUCGAUGUACUAUAUUUUUUUGUUAUUAAUCUGUAUAAUUGUUUUUCUUUUCCCUUCGGAAUGUAAAAAAAUGAAAUAACGCUGUAUAGUUUGAAACAUAUUCCUAUAAGCUAGUCUCGCGAAUUCUUAAAAUUUAAAAUAUGAAAUUCGUAAGUUCCUUAAUUUAAAUCGUGUUUUUCCUCCCAUGUAAUAGAAAAAUCACUCCUAAAGUAAGAAAAAAUCGAUGAAAAAUCCUCUCAGUCUCAGCUGAAUCAUUCUAACGUUAUGAUUUUUUUUUUUUUUUUGGUUUAUUUCUCUCUGCGGCUUUAUUAUAUAUUUAUCUAGAAGUUUUUAGUUAUUAUUUAUUAUUUUUUUUUGUUUAGCUGAAAAAAAAUCAUUCACUAGCACGUUUAUUUAUUUUGAUUUUUUUUUUCGGUUGCAUUAUUUUAUAGAGUAUAAUGUGAAAUGAAAGAAAGAAGCUUUUAGUUUAAAAUCUAUUUUUAUCUGAUUUACCACGAUAAUUUUUAGUUAAUUUAGCUGUUUUUAUUUUGUUCACAUUAAUUCACGUUUUAUUUUUAAUUUUUAACGACACUUGCGCAAUUAUUAUUUUUGGUGUGGUGAGUUUUCCUAGUCAUAUACAAAUAAAUAUAGCUGAGAAUUUUG
Molecule: messenger RNA, 6841 nt
Organism: Planococcus citri (citrus mealybug)
Lineage: Eukaryota; Metazoa; Arthropoda; Insecta; Hemiptera; Pseudococcidae
Product: homeobox protein prospero-like
Exons: 5
Coding region: 957-5054 (1365 amino acids)
Biological process (GO): regulation of transcription by RNA polymerase II
Cellular component (GO): nucleus
Molecular function (GO): RNA polymerase II cis-regulatory region sequence-specific DNA binding; DNA-binding transcription factor activity, RNA polymerase II-specific
Source: RefSeq, a predicted model, not a curated record